AUGAAACAAAUGGAGUUACGAACAAUUAUAAACCAGUUUGAAGAUAAAGAGGAUGCAACAUUUAAAGAAAAUAUACUGGUUAUUUCCAAAGGUAUCCAGGAAAGGACCAUUGCUAUUCUUGACUUAAUCGAACAUUUAGACACUUUGUUAACAAACGACCAUGCAUCUAAAAGGGAUCUAGGAAUUUCAAUAUUAACAGAAGUAUUAAAGAAUAUUUCUGAAGAUUCCUUGAACAAACAACAGUUAGAGGUUUUAGCAGUAUUUUACGGCAACAAACUUAAUGACCAUCAUCAGGUCCUGCCUGCUGCUUUAUCAGGGAUACUAAGUUUGAUUCAGUUCAAAGAUUUUCCAGGAGAACAAGUACCAGUGUUACUUAAUUUAAUUCAUAAAAAUGUACCAUGUCAGCAACAACAGAGAGCAGAUAGGUAUACUAUAUACCAAAUAUUUGAAAUUAGUCUUAAAUUACACAAAGAGAAUAUACUUGAAAUGAAACUGGAAUUUGUGUACAUAGUUUUGACACUAGUGGAUGGAGAAAGAGACCCUAGAAAUUUAUUGUUUUUAUUCAAAUGGAUGAAAGUAUUUCUGGAUCAUUUUUCUCUGCAACAUUUAACUGAAGACAUAUUUGAUGUAUUGGCAUGUUACUUUCCUGUGGAUUUUAGAGCCCCUCCAACUGAAUCGUCCAUAACUCGAGAAGCUCUUUCUGAAGCUUUAUCCCCUUGUUUGUGUGCCAAGCCCGAAUUUGGAGAUUCGUGUAUUACAUUGGCCCUUGAAAAGCUGGAUUCGUCAUUAGAAAUUGCAAAAACAGAUAGCUUAAAAUUACUGACAGGGGGCUGUCCGACAUUUCCAAUUUCAAUUUACUUAGAAAAGGCUCCUGAAAUAUGGUCAUUGCUGCAAAAAGAAAUCUUAACUAAUAUGUCAGACAAUAUAAGACAACAAUGUCUUACAACCCUGACUAUAAUCAUAUCAAAAAUUUCAGAAGGUCGGACUGACGAAUUUUUAGACAUUUUACAAAAUAUACUUGAUACUCUAAAAGGAAACUUACUACCGGAUUCCAAAUUGUUUGAGAAAUCUUCGCAGAUUUUACUUUAUGUAGCUGCAGGAUCCGAACAUUCCUGUAAUUAUAUUAUAAAGGAAGUAGUACCUAUCCUAACAAAUAUUUAUAGUAUGACUGCAUAUAAUAGUCAAAAAUCUAUUAUAGUUCAAACUCUGGUUGAAUUUGCCAAAGAAUCUAUCAAGUUUAACAAGACUUUAUACCUUAGAGAAGUACCCGAACUCUCGAAAAUUCCUUUAUUGUGUUUGGAAAUACUUAGUUAUGAACAUAAUUCUAGAAGAGUUGGAUUUGAUUGUUUAACGGUGCUGGUUCCUCAUCUUGCAGUCGAGACUAGACUUGCAGUAUAUGCAGCUCUACAAAUAGCAAUGUUUAGUAACGAAAGACCAGAAACUAGAAAUUCAUAUUUAACAUGUUUAAAAUCAGCUGCAAUUGCAUUCCCGACCGAAGUGAAAACGAACAUUUUGCAAAAUGUUAAUUGUGAACCUCAAUUAAUUGAUUCCUUAUUAAGUUCGUUGAUUGUUUUAGUUCAUUUAAAGGAAUUUAAGGACUAUGUCAUUAAUACAUUCGUGGAAGCUCUUAAAAAUAUGGAGCUGUCUUCAAUUGCGAUUAAAAAUUUGAAGUGUUUGGUAGAACGCUUCAAGGAACAAAAUAAUACUCGUCUUCUCAAAGAACUAAUAACCUAUAACAUACUAGAUAUUUUAGUAGAGUUAGUUUUAAGGAAAAACAGUGCAGAUAAUGAAGUAUCAGAUGUAUCCAAAAUUUUAAAAGUUGUGAUAUCUCCGCAAACAACUGACUUGCAAAUAGCUAUAUAUGAAAAAUAUUUUGAAAGUAUAUUUGACAAAAUUUCUCAUUGUGAUUUGAAUCUGGUCAUAAUGGAUGGCUUGGUGUCAACGUUGAGACAAAAUGUGAAAGUAGAUUAUAAGUUACUUAAUAUCUGUAGAGCUUUUAGUAUAGAAAGUCAGAAGGAUAUUGUUAGAAAUACUGCUUGUGAACUAUUGGCCAAUUUGGUUAACAAAAAAGACGAUGAUGAAAAUUUAGCUGAAUUUUUAAAUAAAACAAAGGAUAUGUGUUCGUCCUCUGUAGUAAAUUAUUCAAAAAAUACUGUACUUUUAUUUUCAUGGAUAACAAAAGCAUUAUUAAUGAGAAAUCAUCGUUGUGGUCUGACUUGGUUAGAUUGGUUAUUGCAAUUACUAGAAGACAAUAGAGAUGUACCUGAGGGAUUUAGAAUAAUUAUGAACGACUAUUCUGAGGCAUUAAGUUUAGAAGUUCAUUGUAAUAAAUUAGCAUUGUAUAGACAAAAAGCUUUUGUUUACGUAACGAAUAAGAUUAUAGAAAAGUAUAACCAAAGUAAGCCGGAAUAUUUAGCAGCUUUAGGAUAUUUAUUAGAAUUUACACCCCAACAAGCCAUUCUACUUCAAUUUCCAAAGAUAUCUAGGUUUGUGAUGUUGUCUUUGGAGAAAAACAAAGAACCGAAAGUGUUAAUUGUGAUUUUGGGAAUUAUAAAAAUGAUAUGUAAUACCAAUAGUGCCUUGCUAGAGAGAAAUUUGGAAGAUUUCCUAAAUAGGAUAGUACAGUUGACUGUUUUUAAAGAGAGUAUGAGAGUAAGAAUGGAAGCCAUUCAGUGUCUUACAGUCUUCUCGCUGGUGUUCCCUGUAUACAAAUUAUUGCCAUUAAAAUCAACAGUUAUAUAUACAUUGGGAACUUGUGUAGAUGACAAGAAACGUUUAGUGAGGAAAGAAGCUAUGGAAGCUAGAUCUUUAUGGUUUUUAUUAGAUGCACCUGUAUGA
Diabrotica balteata is the source of this 2838-nucleotide messenger RNA. The record is from the annotation of a GenBank genome assembly. NCBI's taxonomy places the organism in Eukaryota, Metazoa, Arthropoda, Insecta, Coleoptera, Chrysomelidae.